AUGGAUACGGUCAGGGUACACAAAGAAAUCGAAGGUGUCAAAACCUAUUACUUUGCCCCACUUCUCAAGUAUAUCUUGGAAAAUGAGCAAAAAUUGAUUGAAAGUGAAGAUGUCAACCAAUUUGCCGCAUUCAUUUUGGGAUUGACGAACAACUUCCCACAGGCAAAUGACUUUCAAUCAAUUCUCAUCCCCGAAAAUCCGAGUAACGAUGAGCUAAUUGCCGCCAUCGAUACAUUCUGGUCAUUUGGAAAUGAUUAUCUGGGAACCGCUCGGAUUCUUGGUGAUAGAUUGGUUGCAAAUGGUGGAAAUCAUGAUGUAUACACUUGUCGACUCAAUGCACAAGAUGGCGCCGGUUUUGCAGCAGAUUUGGCGAAUAUUGUCAGAAAAACGGUCAUCGGCAAAGUGAAAGGAAGCCAACUCUUGAAAUUUCUUCAAUCGAUUAUAAUGGCAGAAUCCGCUUCCGAUAGAUUCAGCGCGUUUAGCGAUCUUUGCGUUGCUGAUUUUGAUUGGGACGCCUACGUCUUCCUCAAGUUAUUCUCAAGUGGAACUGCUGACAAAGACGAGGAGAUCAAAUUGGUUCGCGAUAACAUUAUAGCGAAAUUCGAGGGAAAGCAUGGUGGCUUGGUUAAUUUGUGGUUGAAUGGAAGAAGUGUUGAUCCGAAAGUUGAACUCGCAAGAAAUUUGACGAAAUCGAUCCCGGAGAUUAUUGAAAAAGUCCUGCCGGUCAUUGUCGAACAAAUUCUUCCACUGGUUGCCAGAGAAGAUGAUGUGGCACUGAAUGAAUUGGCACCACUCUCCAGCCAGUUGUUCUAUAUUAUUGUUCGCGCAAUUCUUGCUGGCGAACGAGAUUUGGUCAAGGAUAUUCACUCGAAGAUUCCUGAAGCUAUCAGAAGAGUAAUGUUUCCUGGAUUGGUUCGCACAAUUGUCAAGGUAAAUUAUUUUCUAAUAAAUUUCCGCUAAAAACAUCACUUUCAGACAUCCAUCACAUUUGUCAGCUAUUUUGUCCAACUUUUCGUUCCGAUCCCUGGAAAUGCUCUCCGGUUUUCUGAAAUGGAACACGCAGGUUUAUACAAAAUCCUCGAUGAACCAUGGAAAAGAGAUGCGUUGCUGAAGAUUCUCUUCGAUUACAAGGCUGCAGUUUCAAGAGAUGUUUUUGGCUUUGCAGUUGAUUUUGGAUCCGAGAGAAGCCAAAUUUUGUUGGCAUUCGAUUUUAUUAUUGAAGUCGUUCAAAAUUAUGGUGGCGAGCUUGAUUUCCUUUGGAUGGAUUUCAAUAUCAAAUCAACGAUUAUUAAAACAUUGAAAGGUAUUUAUUUAAAACACUGUUCAAUAAAUCAAGUUUUUUUUUCAGGAGAAACCGCUUCAACUGUUUCAGCCAAAGACAAUUUGUCAAAAAUCAUCACAGCUCUUGAGAAAAAGCCACAUCAUCCAUGCGACCCAACUCCAUCAUCUUUGAAUUAUACACGUGAUGAAAUUGAAAAAAUCCAUGCAGAAAAGAGCGUUUCGACAAGCGUUAUUUUGAACGGAAUUCAAGAACCGCAAUUGGUCAUUGAUAAUGGAGGAAAAGGAGAUCUUGCAGGAUUUAAGAGUAGCGAGAAUGCAAACGUUGGAAAGGUUUGUUGGAAUUUUGAUAGAUUUUGUUUUUGAAACACCCUCGAUUUUCGCAUGAAAAUUUCUUCCAGAAUAAAAAAAAUGAAAUUCUGAGUAUUUUUAAAAUUAAAAUGAAGGUCACGUUUUUUUUUCGAUAAAAAUCUAAAUUUUUACGUUUUUCGGUUCAAAAUCAAUAAAUUUGUUAUAGGACGAAGUCGAUCUCGCCGCUCAACGAAUCCAAGAAGUUUCAAUCAACGAGACACCAGCGUUCAUUCCAUCAACCCCGGAACCAGCAAAAGUUGAGCAAAAACUUUUCGUCGAAACCUCGCCGGCUCCACCUGAACCAACAGCUUCAGCUUCAUCUCAAACUUUUGGCUCUGGAGAUCACGGAGAACCGCCAAAGCCAACCACGAAAUUCCUAUCUGGUGGAUUCGAUAAUCCACAAUCCAGAGGAUCAUUUGGUCAAGCUCCACCACAACAAAAUCAAAGAGGCGGAUAUCAAAAUUUCGGUGGACAAAGACAAGGAGGAUAUGGAAGUGGCGAUAGACAAGGUUUUGGUAGCGCACGUGGCGGUUAUCGAGGAGGUCGCUCCUAA
Messenger RNA from Caenorhabditis angaria, 2182 nucleotides. The record is from the annotation of a GenBank genome assembly. NCBI's taxonomy places the organism in Eukaryota, Metazoa, Nematoda, Chromadorea, Rhabditida, Rhabditidae.